AUGGCCUCUGGAGCCCCCCAGCAGAGCAGCCAGCCAGCAGAGGAGAUCCCAGGCUUCCUGGACGCCUUCCUCUGCGACUUCCCAGCUCCACUGAGACCAGAGAACCCUGCGCCAUGGAAGCUCCCAGGGACAGUGCUGAGCCAGGAGGAGGUGGAGGGCGAGCUGGCUGACCUGGCGCUGGGCUUCCUGAGCAGCAGGGGCGCCUCACCACCACUUGCUUCAUCUCUGGCCCACGAGGCAGUUUCCCAGCUGCUACAGACAGACCUAUCUGAAUUCAGAAAGCUGCCGGGGCAGGAGGAGGAGGAAGAUGACGACGAGGAAGAGAAGGCCCCUGUGACCCUGCUGGAUGCCAAGGGCCUGGCACACACCUUCUUUAACCGGCUCUGGGAAGUGUGCAGCCAGUGGCAGAAGCAGGUGCCCUCGACUGCGCGGGGCCCUCCGGGGCCGUGGCUGGUCUCCAUGCAUGCCAUCCGGAAUACCCGUCGCAAAAUGGAGGACCGGCACGUGUGCCUUCCCGCCUUCAACCAGCUCUUCGGCCUGUCGGACCCCAUGGACCGAGCCUACUUUGCCGUGUUUGAUGGUCACGGAGGGGUGGAUGCCGCCCGCUAUGCCGCUGUGCACGUGCACACCAAUGUUGCCCGCCAGCCCGAACUGCCCACGGACCCCGCCAGAGCCCUCAGAGAAGCCUUCCGGUGCACCGACGAGAUGUUUCUCGGGAAAGCCAAGCGAGAGCGGCUCCAGAGCGGCACCACGGGGGUGUGUGCACUCAUCGCAGGAAAGACCCUGCACAUCGCCUGGCUCGGGGACUCCCAGGUCAUCCUAGUGCAGCAGGGACAGGUGGUGAAGCUGAUGGAGCCGCACAGACCCGAGCGACAGGACGAGAAGGAGCGCAUCGAGGCACUGGGUGGCUUCGUGUCUCACAUGGACUGCUGGAGAGUCAACGGGACCCUGGCCGUGUCCAGAGCCAUCGGGGAUGUCUUCCAGAAGCCCUAUGUGUCAGGCGAGGCGGACUCAGCCUCUCGGGAGCUGACCGGCUCCGAGGACUACCUGCUACUGGCCUGUGAUGGCUUCUUCGAUGUCGUCCCCCACCAGGAGGUCGCCGGCCUCGUCCAGAGCCACCUGGUCAGGCAGCAGGGUGGCGGGCUACAGGUGGCUGAGGAGCUGGUGGCCGCAGCCCGGGAGCGGGGCUCCCAUGACAACAUCACAGUCAUGGUGGUCUUCCUCAGGGACCCCCAAGACCUACUGAAGGGUGGGGCCCAGGGGGCAGGGGAUGUGCCCUCUGGCCUCUCAGAGCCAGAGACCAGCACUCCACAGAGAAGCUAGGAGCUGCAGGCCAUCGGGCCCCACCCCCUGCCCCAUCCCAUACCCUUCCCCCUCAGAUGCCUUAGGACCUGACCAGUGGUGAUGGGCAGGCAGGUGCCCCCCUCACAGUGCUUUCCCAGGGCCCCAAGUCCCCUGUGCUGCUUGCAAUCAGUCCGUCCUGGAGGCUGUGGGACUGUGCUGGGGGGUGUGGAUGGGUUAUUUAUGUCCUGCUCGCAAAGGCAGUGGGAUGGCCCGGAUCUCUGAAGGAGGCCUAGGGAAGAGACCUCACCAAAGAGAAGAGGACCUGGGAAGUGGGGCAGCUCUUAUCCUGGCCCCAUUGGGUGGGGGCAGGACCAGAGGCCACAGGCGUGAGCCACAGCCAGACCAAAGAUGCCAGGCGGGCGCCUGGGACAGCAGGGCACUGCACAUCAGACCCCGGGUGGACCCAGGGCACUGGCCACCUCCAAGUGUGUCCUGGGUGAAUGGCGCAGGUUUCUCAUUGGCUCCUCCCUGGUCACAACUGGGAGGACUCCUCUUUCCAGAUGCGCCUGGCUGCUCCUGGCCUGCCAAGCCAGGUUCCCAGAGUGGGGAGCGCAGCCCUGCCGGGAAGGAGGGAGCACCAGGGAUCUGGUCUGCGGUGGGCGCUUGUGGCCCCCCCAGCCUCCCUGGUCCCCUCCCAGCCCUGCACACACCAAGGGAGGGGAAGGUCAGAAUGAUGACAUGUGGGUCUUUUGUUUGUGGUCUUCGCCCCCCCCCCCCAGGGAAGUCUUAACUCAGAAGCAGUAUUUCAGGUUUUUGUCUGUUUUGUCAGUGCCAAGUGGACAUGUUGUGUCAUAUAACUUAAACAGAGCUGAGCAUUUAUUUUAUUCUUAGAAAACUUAAGUAUUGAUUUUUUUUUUUUUAUUUGAAGAAACUUCUUUUGCAGUAUUACUGAUUUUUUUUUUCCUUAAUCAGGAUUGAAACAAAAACUUUUCCAGGUGGCGUUAAUAAGCCAUUCAAGUGCCUUAAACAGCUUUAGGUAAAGGCUAGGACCGCCAGGCCUGGAACGGAUUCUAAUAGGCAUGUUUCCAUUUUUACAAAAGCAGGAUUUAUUUUGUUACAGUGGCAUGGUCUGGGCUAGAAUUCUUCCCGGACAUGUUCUUUCCACCUCUUGUGAUUCCAUUCGCUGCUGACAGCCCAGCAGCCCUGAAGAGCAUAGGCUAUG
Messenger RNA from Lontra canadensis (Northern American river otter), 2506 nucleotides. RefSeq names its product protein phosphatase, Mg2+/Mn2+ dependent 1F (gene PPM1F). Gene Ontology annotation, biological process: negative regulation of protein kinase activity; protein dephosphorylation. Lineage: Eukaryota; Metazoa; Chordata; Mammalia; Carnivora; Mustelidae. The transcript is spliced from 7 exons. Gene Ontology annotation, cellular component: cytosol. The coding region runs from base 1 to 1323 and encodes 440 amino acids. Gene Ontology annotation, molecular function: cation binding; protein serine/threonine phosphatase activity. The record is from RefSeq and is a predicted model, not a curated record.